GCGCUAAUUUGUUUUGAUUUGAUUGUGGUAUGUUACAGAAGUCUGGAGAUUUGAACAUCGUAAAUAUUGUCUAGUUUUUACCUUGCGUAUGGGAGAUUUUAACCCUCGCUUGGUUGAAGAUAAUCUUCAAACAAUAAGCUUGUCAUCUGAUGAUUUAUCUGGAGCUUGUGCAAACAGCGCGAUAAAGGACAAGCCACUAGAUAGCAGCAUUGUUAUCGAUGAGGAAAAAGAAGAAAAAGCAAAAUUGAUUACUGAAGUAUUAGAACUUCAGAAUACACUUGAUGAUUUGUCCUUGAGAGUCGACGCUGUAAAGGAUGAGAAUCUGAAAUUGAAAUCAGAAAAUCAGGUUCUUGGUCAGUAUAUUGAUAAUCUUAUGUCGGCGUCAAAUGUUUUUCAAGCUACAAAUCCUCCAACUAAGAAAAGGCAGUUACCUUCGAAAUCAGCUCGUAAAAAAUAGCCGUUUAUUUUCAAUCUUCCUUCUGUUGUAAUUAUGGACUCUGCAAGAGAUGCUGGUAACAUUGUUUCAUUGUAAUUACUAGUAAAAUCAGAGAUAUUUUAAUUCAAUUAAAACGUAUAUCAUAUAGAUUGCUUUAAAAAA
Molecule: messenger RNA, 598 nt
Organism: Xenia sp. Carnegie-2017
Lineage: Eukaryota; Metazoa; Cnidaria; Anthozoa; Malacalcyonacea; Xeniidae
Product: short coiled-coil protein B-like
Exons: 6
Coding region: 89-457 (122 amino acids)
Cellular component (GO): trans-Golgi network
Source: RefSeq, a predicted model, not a curated record